This is a messenger RNA of Rhinolophus ferrumequinum (greater horseshoe bat), 3374 nucleotides long. It is a transcript of the gene SPPL3, whose product is annotated as signal peptide peptidase like 3. The transcript is spliced from 11 exons. The coding region runs from base 490 to 1644 and encodes 384 amino acids. Gene Ontology annotation, biological process: membrane protein proteolysis. NCBI's taxonomy places the organism in Eukaryota, Metazoa, Chordata, Mammalia, Chiroptera, Rhinolophidae. The record is from RefSeq and is a predicted model, not a curated record. Gene Ontology annotation, cellular component: lumenal side of endoplasmic reticulum membrane; Golgi-associated vesicle membrane; cytoplasmic side of endoplasmic reticulum membrane. Gene Ontology annotation, molecular function: aspartic endopeptidase activity, intramembrane cleaving.
GGUGUGAACCGAGCGGCCUCGCCUCACCGCCUAGCGCCCCCCUCAGCCGCCGCCGUCGCCGCCGCCUCCGCCCGCUGGCCAUGUCCCCUGGCCGCCGCCGCCGCCGCCCAAGCUCGGCGCUCCCGCGGCCCAGCGCGCAGUGAGCGCGGGGCCCACUUGCAGUUCACCCGCCCCGGGGCCCCCUUGUUCUCAGCGCCGCCGCCAUGUUGGGUUUAGAGCCGCAGCGGAGCCGCCGCCGCCGCCGCCGGUGAGGGAGGCCGAGAGCGGAACCCGCCCCGCCCCGGGGCCCAGGGAGCGGGGCCGCCUCGGAGCCCGGCCUCUCCCUGCCAGUCGCCUUCCCGGCCCGCCCGUCGUGCGAGCGAGGGAACGAGCGCCCGGGCCGCGGCCGCGCCUUCCACUCCCGGCCCGUGCGAGCCCGCCGCCCAUUCGUUCCUCCGCCGCCGCCGGGCCCGGCUAGAGCCUGCAGCGAAAUCCUUGAGAGUCAUCGCCAUGGCGGAGCAGACCUACUCGUGGGCCUAUUCCCUGGUGGAUUCCAGUCAAGUGUCUACAUUUCUGAUUUCCAUUCUACUUAUAGUCUAUGGUAGUUUCAGGUCCCUUAAUAUGGACUUUGAAAAUCAAGAUAAGGAGAAAGACAAUAACAGUUCUUCUGGGUCUUUUAAUGGCAACAGCACCAAUAAUAGCAUCCAGACUAUUGACUCCACCCAGGCCCUGUUCCUGCCAAUUGGAGCAUCUGUCUCUCUCCUAGUCAUGUUCUUCUUCUUUGACUCAGUUCAAGUAGUUUUUACAAUAUGUACAGCAGUUCUUGCAACAAUAGCUUUUGCUUUUCUUCUUCUCCCGAUGUGCCAGUAUUUAACGAGACCCUGUUCACCUCAGAACAAGAUUUCUUUCGGUUGCUGUGGGCGUUUCACUGCUGCUGAGCUGCUAUCCUUCUCUCUGUCUGUCAUGCUCGUCCUCAUCUGGGUUCUCACUGGCCAUUGGCUUCUCAUGGAUGCUCUGGCCAUGGGUCUCUGUGUCGCCAUGAUCGCCUUCGUCCGCCUGCCCAGCCUCAAGGUCUCCUGCUUGCUUCUCUCAGGGCUUCUAAUCUACGAUGUCUUUUGGGUGUUUUUUUCUGCCUACAUCUUCAACAGCAACGUGAUGGUGAAGGUGGCCACGCAGCCGGCUGACAAUCCCCUUGAUGUUCUUUCCCGAAAACUCCACCUGGGGCCCAAUGUUGGGCGUGAUGUUCCUCGCCUGUCUCUGCCUGGAAAGCUGGUCUUCCCAAGCUCCACUGGCAGUCACUUCUCUAUGUUGGGCAUUGGAGACAUUGUGAUGCCCGGACUCCUGUUGUGCUUUGUCCUUCGUUAUGACAACUACAAAAAACAAGCCAAUGGUGACUCCUGUGGUGCCUCUGGACCUGCCAACAUCUCUGGACGCAUGCAGAAGGUCUCCUACUUCCACUGCACCCUCAUUGGAUACUUCGUAGGUCUCCUCACUGCUACCGUGGCAUCUCGCAUUCACCGAGCAGCCCAGCCUGCCCUUCUCUAUUUGGUGCCAUUUACCUUAUUGCCACUCCUCACGAUGGCCUAUUUAAAGGGUGACCUACGGCGGAUGUGGUCUGAGCCAUUCCACUCCAAGUCCAGCAGCUCCCGAUUCCUGGAAGUAUGAUGGAUCACAGAGAGUGACCAGAAUGGCCAUCUUAGUCCUUUUCUGUCAACGAGUGGUUUUGUUUCAUCUUAGAGUUGGCCUGGUACAUGGAGAUGUACCUGUUUAAGGAACUGACGUGUGACUGGAUUUUGCAUUUGCAGGGAGUUUGUUUGCAGGAGCGAGGUGCUGGAACCGAGCUUGGUUCCUUCUCUUCCUGCCGUUGUAGAGGUGGAGCCCCUCCUGAAGUGGCAGGCCCUCCCCAGCGCUCCUUCCUCCCCUGUUUUUACGGAUCUGCACCAGACUGUUACCUGUGGGGGAUGGAGAGGUGACUGUUUCAAACUGACAACGGCAAGGAGUUGUUCUAUACCUUUUGAACACUAAAAGGGUGAAAAAUGUUAGCAAAUCGAAGUUCCUUCAGUGAACCCUCAAGAACUUUGGGACCAGUUUCCUAUGGAGGACUCAGUUUCAGAGAACUGAGACAGAAGCUCUUCUGUCGUUAUAUCCUUCUUUCCUUUUUUUGGAUUUAUUAAAUAUUUUCUGUGGUGUGAAGUGACUUAUUCAAUCCACAGACAUUGAGUGACUGCUUACAACAUACACAUAAGAAUUGUUGUUCAUGUCCACCCAGAUGUUGUGUUGGCAGUGAAUGAGGGCACGGUUUUUAUACAUACACACACGCACAUAGAUCUAUAUGAAUAAACAGAAAUUAAAACCCGCUAAGAUCAUGCCGUGUAGCAGACAGGGCCUUGCUGUAAUUGUUAGCAUGUAGAGCCGUUGACUCUGGCUUUCUUGUAUAUGGAUAAGCUGCUGUCCUUCCCUCCACAACUGAACGUGCAGUUAAAAACCAGUAUAGUAUUUGUACUGAUAUACUCAUGGACUUUAGGACAUUUGGUUUUGAUCAGCGUAGCCAAUUAGGGAUGAAAAGGUAAACCUUUUUGGCCCUUUUUUUGUUUUCACAGGCUUCUCCCUUGCAGGGCUUUUAGUAUUUUCUUCUUGAAUCAAUGCAUGUAUUAUAGCAGCAGGUGUCUUUGUGCUUUCUGAUCAUAGUAAUGUACUACUUGUAAAUACAUUUUUCUAUUUUCUAUUGUUUUGUAUUUUUUUUUUGGCAUUUUGUUUCAUUGGUGUGCUGUAUUUUCCAUGCCCUCACUCCUUUAAGAAAAAAAAAGGAAAAAACAACACAAUUUUGUCCUUGCUGUUGUGAUUAUAGUCUUGGUUUACCUGUGGUGACAACUGGGUAUUGGGGACAUAUGUCACGUGCCUCUUUGAGAUGCGCCCUACGUUCCAGGAAUUGUAGAAAGAGCAAGCUGCUCUGUCCCCUUGGAAUCUGACCAUGUUGUGGUCUUGGCUGGAGAGCCAGCUUUCUGGUGGUUACUAGUGGGAGUGUGUCCACUUGCCUUUGUCCAAGCUGCCCCAGCCUGGUAAGAAAUCGCCCAUUGUUCCGAGGCAGAGAGAAGCCUGGAACUGGCCUGCAUUCCUGACAGCAGAGGUUGGAGAAGGGCCCGUGUCCUGGUUUCUCCCAUCUGCAGGUGACCUGCCUCUGGCUUGACCUGUGUAAUGAACUGGAGUGCUGUGGUUCCCGUUGCUUGAAGGCACAGUGGAUAGAGCUCACAGGCGGUGCACGUCAGUUGUCCUCGCGUUGUCGGGAGUGUGAAGCGGUCAGGAUGGUGCAUUCCUCUGUUGUGUCUUCGAAUCCUGCUGAGGGCUGUUUUGUUUUUUGUUGUUUUGUUGUUUUUUUAAUAAAUGACUGCUUUGUA